AUGCGAGCUAACGGGGGAAAAGCUAAGGGAGGCAAGAAAGUGUAUGAGGAGGUUAAGACGAGGGAGCACUACUGUACCUUCAUUAUUGUUGGGUUUGUGGCUGAGCUGGAGGGCGGCGCUCACUCGGACGAGACGAACAGCGGCGGCGACAACAGCAACGCCGGCAGUGUCUCGGGCGGCGCCGACGACGAUCAGGCGCGUCUACGACUUAAGCGCAAGCUGCAGAGGAACCGUACGAGCUUCAGCAACGAGCAGAUCGACGCCUUGGAGAAGGAGUUCGAGCGCACUCACUACCCGGACGUGUUCGCCAGGGAACGGCUCGCGGGCAAGAUCGGCUUACCCGAGGCUCGGAUACAGGUCUGGUUUUCGAAUCGACGCGCAAAGUGGCGGCGUGAGGAGAAGCUACGCACCCAACGAAGGGACAAUCCGCAACAACAGCAGCAGCAACAGCAGCAGCACGGUGGCGGCGUCACCCUCGGACAUCCGACGCCCCCACCAACCUCGGGAAUACACGGAGGCCAGCCGCCACAGGCUCCCUCACCUCCGAGAAGUCAUCACGGUUUCGCUCCCUCUGUCUACUCUGGCAUUCCCAGUAUGCCCGACUCCUACAGCCCGAUGACGUCGAUGCCGUCGUUCGGGAUGUCGGGUGGGGCCGGUUCCGGCGGCGCUCCCACCACCAACAACAACAACAAUCACCACCCGAGCGGGGGCCAGCACGCGGCCUCAAUGUCCUUAAUGUCCUCGCUCUCGGCGGGCGGCGUCGGCUCGAGCCCGAGCCCCUCGGGCAUGAGCCCAAUGGGCAUGACCGUCGGCAUGACCGUCGGCCCGUCCCCGGGCGCCUGCCUCCAGCAACGCGACAACGGCUACUCUUGCGCCGUCGGGGUCGGGGUUGGGCGGGCGGCCGCGGCCGCUGCCGCCGCCGCAGCCGCCGGCUACGAGCCUCUACACCUCGGCUACGGGGCGCGACCGAGCUGCAGCCCCACGCAGCCGUACCACGCGGCCGCUGCCGCGGCUGCAGCCGCCGGCCUCAACCAAUACAAUCACCACCACCAGAACCAUCACCAUCCGGCGAGCUCGACCGGCCUCAUAUCGCCGGGAGUGAGCGUGCCAAUAGCAGUGCCGGGACAGCCCGCGCCGGACAUGGCAGCGCAAUACUGGUCGUCACCGAAAUUGCAGUGACCGUGGUGCUCGUCGACGCCGACCUCGUCCUAAGCCCAACAAGAAGCAGUAAAGCGACUACCGAGGAC
This is a messenger RNA of Ceratosolen solmsi marchali, 1247 nucleotides long. RefSeq names its product paired box protein Pax-6-like. Gene Ontology annotation, molecular function: RNA polymerase II transcription regulatory region sequence-specific DNA binding; DNA-binding transcription factor activity, RNA polymerase II-specific. Gene Ontology annotation, biological process: regulation of transcription by RNA polymerase II. The transcript is spliced from 5 exons. The record is from RefSeq and is a predicted model, not a curated record. NCBI's taxonomy places the organism in Eukaryota, Metazoa, Arthropoda, Insecta, Hymenoptera, Agaonidae. Bases 1 to 1179 code for a protein of 392 amino acids.